This is a messenger RNA of Callorhinchus milii (elephant shark), 2015 nucleotides long. RefSeq names its product 4-hydroxyphenylpyruvate dioxygenase-like (gene hpdl). Gene Ontology annotation, molecular function: 4-hydroxyphenylpyruvate dioxygenase activity. The record is from RefSeq and is a predicted model, not a curated record. Gene Ontology annotation, biological process: aromatic amino acid metabolic process. Bases 64 to 1431 code for a protein of 455 amino acids. Lineage: Eukaryota; Metazoa; Chordata; Chondrichthyes; Chimaeriformes; Callorhinchidae. The transcript has 5 exons.
CGAUGAUGAUGAAGAUGAUGAUGAUGAUGAUGAGGGGGCGAGGCCGGGGUCGGGCGGUGGCUGAUGGCGGUGGUGCGGGUUCUGGGGCUCAGCCACAUCUCCUUCCACGUGGGCAGCAGCGAGGCCCUGUGCCGGGAGCUGCGGGGCCGCUAUGGCUUCAGGCUGUGGGGCAGUCGGGUCACGGCCUCGGCCGAGCAGCAGGUGCUGAGGAAGGGCUCGGCCGUGUUCAUCGUGAACCAGAGGCCGGGAGGGAGGCCCCGGGCCCGGGCCCAGGCCUCGGCCUGGCCUUCGCCCUCGGGCGGCUUCCUCUACGACGUGGCCCCGGCUCCCGGGGUGGACACGGCGGCCAACGUCUGCUUCGAGGUGAGGCGGGUGGAGGAGGCGGCCCGGCGGCUGUCCGGCCUGGGCUGCCGGGUCCUGGUGCCCCCCAGGCGGGUGGAGGGGGAGGGCGGCCUCGGGCCCGUCACCUACACGGUGCUGCGCUCGGCCCUCGGCAAUGUCUGCCACACGCUGGUGGACCGCAGCGCCUACAGCGGAGACUUCCUGCCCGGGUUUAGCCCCGAGCCCCGCGGGCCGGGGCCGGGGCCGGGGGAGGGGGAGGGGGGGGAGGCCGGGCCCGGGCCCGGGGUCUCGGUCUCACACCUGGACCACAUCACCUACGCCUGUGACCGGGGAGACACGGGCCGUGUGCUGGGCUGGUACCGGAGGUGCUUCGGCUUCGAGCGCUUCCCCCUGUGCCGGAAUGAAGAUGUAAAUGAAGGCUACGUAAUUGAAGGAAAUGAUGUGGGACUGCGCUUGACUGCUAUGCGUUAUUGGAAAUGCAGUGAAGUUGGUAUGUCAAUCCCUGCCACCAAGGAGAAAAAAAUGGACUGCAAGUUUGUGAUCGCUGAGUCCUUACCGUACCAAGGAAAGAACCAAGUUGAUACGUUUUUGCAGCAGCAUCAUGGAGCUGGGAUACAACAUGUAGGAUUGUACACGACUGACAUAGUCUCUACUUCCAAAUGCCUAAUGGAUAAUGGGGUCCAGUUUUUCUUUCCACCACCUGCCUAUUAUACUGAGACCAGCAAACGUCAGGAGAUAAUGGAAGUAGGACAAGACCCAGAUGUACUCUUAAAGUAUGGUGUUCUUCUGGAUGCAGCGCUGGAUGAGGAACAAUGUAAUGAAGUCAAAUGUCAGGAAACAACUGUCAACAAUAAAAGAUACCUAAUGCAGGUGUUCACAAAGCCAUUAUUUUCUGAAGACACCUUUUUUCUGGAGCUGAUUGAGCGAAAAGGUGCUGCAGGCUUUGGAGAAGGAAACAUCCGUGCACUAUGGAAAUCUCUACAGACUUAUAUUGACCAAAAAGAGGACAAGGAAACAAAAGAAAAAGCUCAGAAUGGAUCCCCUUUAAUGAGAACUAAAAACUUGCUUGGAGGAGUUUCAUCCAUUUGACUGAAUCAUGUACUUGUUCUGAGAUUCCUAUAUCUUGCCAAUACUCACACAUAGCCCACACCUCAGCAUCAGUUAUUAUCACAAAAAGAGAGUAAACGACAAGAGUCAAAGGAAGAAAACCUAAAGUACCCCCUUCCCAACUCAAGGAAAAUAAUAUAGCACUGGCAUUAUGUGCAAACUGAACAAUACUUGAAAAGCACUCUUGAUACUUGAAACAUACACUGUAUUCUAGAUUUCCAGAAUUUCAACAUUUUGAAGAACAAAAGCAAUGACUUAUACAACAUCCUAGCUGACCAAUUAGUUUGAAACUUGACCAAUGACUCCAAACUGUCAUUUUGUAGAAUCUGUGCCAUGAGUGGAUUUCAAAUGUUAACAGAUUUUUCUAUUUGAGUAUUAUUUUAUACAGUUGUUUCAUAUUUUGGUUAUUUUAAUUUAUGACUUCAAAUCGUCAAAUAAUAAUAAUAAUCCUUGCAUUUGAUAUAGCGCUUUUCACGUCGGGAGGACAUCCCAAAGCGCUUCACAGAACACACUGUAAAGUGAAUUGACUGUAUAUUUGUGGGCGAACGCGGCAGCCAAUUGCGCAC